Messenger RNA from Numida meleagris (helmeted guineafowl), 5298 nucleotides. RefSeq names its product activin A receptor type 1C (gene ACVR1C). Gene Ontology annotation, cellular component: plasma membrane; activin receptor complex. Gene Ontology annotation, molecular function: activin receptor activity, type I; ATP binding. The record is from RefSeq and is a predicted model, not a curated record. NCBI's taxonomy places the organism in Eukaryota, Metazoa, Chordata, Aves, Galliformes, Numididae. Gene Ontology annotation, biological process: nervous system development; cellular response to growth factor stimulus; protein phosphorylation. The transcript is spliced from 9 exons. The coding region runs from base 430 to 1920 and encodes 496 amino acids.
AAGUUUGCUGUGAAGACAACAAAUAGUGUCGCAGAAACGGAAAUCGGAUUCGUGGUGCCGUCUGCCAGGGCUCGCUCUGCUCGGCUGCGCCCCUCAGAUGUGGGCAUGGGUCGCGAUAGCUUACACAGAGGGCUGGGCUCUCUCUGUGCAUUCACCUUCUGCUGGCUGCCGGCUGGGUGUGAUGGCACUGCCCGGUGGAGCUCCUGGCUUGGUCAGGCGGUGCCCCACAAAGAGGACUGCAGCGUGUGCAGGGCUGCGCUGCCUUCCUGAGCGUGACUCAGUGAUGGGACGGUGCUCCUCCGCCCCUGGUGGCCACCCUAGAUUCCAGUCACCGUGUGGUUUUACUUUUUAGAUGUCAUCUUUAAGUAAAAUAAAUAGUGUUCCGCAGCCCCUCCCAGUUCCCAAAGAAACAGGACGGGUGCAUGGAUAAUGCUUUUUUAUUUUGUGCGGACCCCAGGUUGUGUCACAGAGCAGAGUUCCAUCCUGCAGGUACCGCCGACCCCAGGGCUCCAGUGCGUGUGCCAGCUGUGCGAGCACACCAACUUCACCUGCCAGACGGAGGGAGCGUGCUGGGCCUCGGUCAUGCUGACCAACGGCAAGGAGGAGGUGAUCAAGUCCUGCGUGUCGCUCCCGGAGCUCAACGCCCAGGUCUUCUGCCACAGCUCCAAGAACAUCACCAAGACCGAGUGCUGCUACACCGACUUCUGCAACAACAUCACCCUCCGCCUGCCCAUAGCCUCCGAGUCCCCCGGUCGCGCUGCUGCGGGGCCCGUGGUGCUGGCGGUGACGGUGGCCGUGCCCGUCUGCGUCCUGUCCCUCGUGGCCGUGCUGGCUGCCUGCACCUGCCAGGGCCGGCGCUGCGCCCGCAGCAGAACAAAGCCGCCCAACGUGGAGGAGCCGCUCUCCGAGUGCAACCUGGUCAGCUCGGGCAAGACGCUCAAGGACCUCAUUUACGACAUGACGACGUCUGGCUCCGGCUCUGGCUUACCUCUGCUCGUACAAAGAACAAUCGCAAGGACUAUUGUUCUGCAGGAGAUUGUAGGAAAGGGCCGCUUUGGUGAAGUGUGGCGUGGAAAGUGGUGCGGGGAAGAUGUGGCUGUGAAAAUCUUCUCCUCGAGAGACGAGCGGUCCUGGUUUCGAGAGGCAGAGAUUUAUCAGACAGUUAUGCUGAGACAUGAGAACAUCCUGGGAUUUAUUGCUGCUGAUAACAAGGACAACGGGACCUGGACCCAGCUGUGGCUUGUGUCUGAGUACCACGAGCAGGGCUCCCUGUUUGACUACCUGAACAGGGGCACGGUGACAGCGGAGGGCAUGGUGAGGCUGGCGCUGUCCAUUGCCAGCGGACUGGCGCACCUGCACAUGGAGAUCGUGGGCACGCAGGGCAAGCCGGCGAUCGCUCACAGGGACCUGAAGUCCAAGAACAUCCUGGUGAAGAGGAACGAGAGCUGCGCCAUCGCGGACCUGGGGCUGGCGGUGAAGCACGACUCCGUGCUCAACACCAUCGACAUCCCCCAGAACCCGCGGGUGGGGACAAGGAGGUACAUGGCUCCUGAGAUACUGGAUGACGUGAUGAACACCAACAUCUUCGAGUCCUUCAAGCGUGCGGACAUCUACUCUCUUGGGCUGGUGUACUGGGAGAUAGCACGAAGGUGUUGCGUUGGAGGGAUCACUGAGGAGUACCAGCUGCCUUACUACGACGUCGUGCCUUCUGAUCCCUCGAUAGAAGAUAUGAGAAGGGUGGUUUGUGAGCAGAAGCUCCGACCAAAUAUUCCAAACCAGUGGCAAAGCUGUGAGGCGCUGCGGGUGAUGGGCCGCAUCAUGCGCGAGUGCUGGUACGCCAACGGGGCGGCGCGGCUCACCGCGCUGCGCAUCAAGAAGACCGUGUCACAGCUCUGCGUGCAGGAGGACUCCAAAACCUAACGGCUCCCAGCGCGAAGAGGGGACUGCGUUCUGCUGUUCAUCUGUUAACGUGUGAUAUCCUUUUUGUUUUUGGUCUACCUCACGUGAUGCAGUUUGGUGUUCAAGUGCCCGGACCAGAGCACUGCCAUCUGGCUUCAUGGCUGGCCGCCGGGAGGGGCCGCUUUUGACCUGUAGCUCUUGCUCUGUACAGCAAGCCACGGGCUUGGUUGGGCUGCCUGAGGAAAAUGGGACGCUAGGCUCGUAGCGGAAAGGAGCUUUAAACGCAGCGUCGGUGUAAAUGUACUUCUUGCUGUUGUGCUUUCUAUCCUGGUCAAACCCAGUGCACUGCAAAUAGCUGGGACUGCUUAAAGCACAUCUGCAGGAGAAACCACGCGCUUCAUCCUCAAACCGAGCAAAAGACCAAACUUCAUCGAGCUUUUGGCUUGCUUCUGUGCAGGGAUCUGAAAGGGGGCUGUCAGUAAAAUGCAUUGCUAAAUACUGUAUUUGUCGUUACCUAAGCAAAUAAGGUGAAAAUUCCACUGAGCAUAUAUAUUGUGAACAAAAGCAUCUAUUUUUUUUUACUUUUAUUUUUAUUGUCUUGGUUUCACAUGCAGUAUUAUAGUUAGGAGUUGAACUUAUUUUGUUCUUUUCAUCUGAGUUGAAUGCAUCGACCAAGGGCCGAUUGAUUUUUUACUAGGAAAAGUAGCGCAGGCAAUAAUUUUCUGAUGAACACAUAGGGAUGGAACGGGAGAAAUUCUAGCGAAGCUGAGAAAGUGUGUGUUUUUAUGCAGCAUCUUGCCAGUCUGCCAGUGGCAGCAGUUAGCAGUGCCUGUGGAUGCCCUGGGGAAGGCUAUAACACCGCUGGCUCCUGGAAGGCUGGGCAGCAAUGGAGCCAUGUGCGGGUGCAGGGUCAGCGUGCUUGCCUCCAGCCCGGUGCCUGGCACUGGGAAUUGCUGUCUGAGUGGUGCCUGCGCCCCAGCCCGAGGGCUGUGCUCUGUCACAGCCUAGGUACCCAUAGCGGGGAAGCAUUGGGUGUGAUGUGCUUGCACAGAGCCGGUGCAGCCUGUUCUCAAGUUCCUCUGAAUUUCCGUAGCGACGCCAGGCUGGUGGGAAGUGUCUGUGCCCCAAAUCAAAUCACCACGGUUCUACGGGCUGUGAAAAAUGGUGUGUGUGUUCCAAAUGCCCUGAUGUUCUGGCACUGUGCGGCUUCUGUCCCAUGUGUGUUUGAAUGCAGUGUUCUAGGGCUUUUGAUUGCCAACCUUACACCUUGCGCAAUAAUCUUGAUUCUGUAGGCGUUUCUAAAUGCAGGUGGUCCAGAGAAGUUAAACCCAGGGACGUCCCCAGAGAAGUGAAGGUUUGCAGAAAUCUGGUGUAGCACCACAGCUCUGUGGAAGUAAGAUUUUGGUUAAUUAUGGUCCUUAAGUUCAGUAUUUGUUGUGAAACCUCUUGAACAGGGGCUUCUGCGUGGAAGAAUGGGUUAAACUUCUUAUGAAUGGGAUGAUCAGUCGUAUCAGUAUUCCGUGUUUCAUUCUGAUGCACAAAUGAGGAUUAUAUGGACUCUUACAGAUGCAAAUUGCCCCAUAAAUAGGCUGUAGUGAAAUCGGUCUCCUUGAAUAACUUCUGUUUGCUUCUGCUUGUGCUGAGCAGUGCAAGCCUUUGCCUUGUUUCAUGGUCUAUUUGCUGAACGGUGAGAGUAUUUCUACCAGAUUGCUAGUAGAAUUUGUCUGGCAUGCUUUCUGAGAAGUGAUCAAAGUCAUCUGAUACAUUUCACUCUCAUAUGCUUCUACUGCAUGAACGAUGCCAAGAGUUCAAGCAGAUGUGUACUUCCUAAGAUGCUGCAAGUGUGUAAUGCCAGCAGUGACGCUCACUUGAGUAUCAAAGGAUUCGCAAACCUGAGACUCAGAGCUUGCUCCUAUCCAGAACAACUAUGAAAAAAACCCUUGAGCUGAGAAGGGGCCAUCGAGGUGUUUGUUACUGAGUGGGAAAAGGCCAUCUCUUAACCACUGAGAUCAGCUCCCUGAAAUUGUAGAACAAUUGCUCUGAAGCUGCUAGCAGUGGGAUAGGAGCAAUUUGCUCCUUAUCGCUUCAGUUCCUGUGUUCCCCAUGGAGGGGUACCGCGAGGUGACCGCGGGGAGCUCUCUGCUUUCCCCUGCUUUUCCCUUAGCUGGGUAUUUUUUGCACUGGGUCUUUUUCCUUUUGUUUUGUCGCUGUUGAGAGGUGAAUACACAUCCGAACAAACUGAAGUUGAACACAAGGGAGCCAGGUGGCCAGUGCUGCUGUAUGGGGCUUUAAGGUGUUUGUAAGCUGUACCCUCCCUUUAAAAAAGCAACAGAAUAUUUGGCUUGUCGCCUUUUCCCUCCAUGUAAACACUCAAGUUUAGAAACAGUGGUUAUACUGAGUUACUUCUUUGCUCCUUAGGGAGCCUUAGGCUUCUUAAGAGAGAGAUUCGUAUCUCUGCUGCUAAUCUGCAGUUAAAGCGCAGAUUCUUAAGCUCCUGGAAUGUUUCAGGCCUGGGGAUGCAGAAGGCUGCUUGCAGCCCAGGCCCUCCUAGCCCAUCUAACCCAUUAUCUCACCUGGGGGAAUUACUGUAUAUUUUUUUAAGUUUACUUGUAGUAAAAACCUACAACAUCAUGCGCAGAACAUGAACUGAAAGGGAAAGUUAAUUAACAAACAUUAGCACCUCAUUUAUUUUAUGUCUCCUUAAGUCUUCCCCCACGAAAUACCCCACGAGAAACUCAAACUGUAAUCUCUUUUGCACUUUGCUGUUUUUGUGGUCAUUUGCACUCCACCAAACUCAUUCCCUCACGUAACCCCGUAACAAAUCCCAUCACACCCCACUUACAUCUGCUGGGAACUCAGGAGCCAUUGCUCUGUGUGCUCAGAACCAUUUAUGGAUCUACAGGGCAGAAAAGCAUUAAGAGGUACAAUGCAUUUCUACAGGAUGGAAGAUAUGUGCAAUAAGUUGUAACCAAAGGCUCUGAAUGUAUUUUUGGCAUAAAUAGACCAAAUGUAUUUUGAUUGUAGCUAUCACAUUUGUGUCUGAAUCUGCUGUGGUUUUUUCAGUCCCCAAAGAGAAAUGUGUAGUGUUUGUCAACCUCAAAAAACAGCUUGUCUGUUUUUUAAAGAAGCAUUCAUAUUUUAAAUGGAAGAGCUGCGAUAUUUUAGAACUUAGUGAUGAAAUCCAAUCUGCACCUUGUGAAAUACCCAAUCUAGUGUACAUUGCAGCAAGUUAUUUUUGAAACUGUUGCUAAAGUUGCUGCGUGAAAUUUCAGCUGGAUGUAAAUAAUUUGUUGAGAUGCUGUAUUUUGUAUGCAUAUUUUACAGGCCAAUAUACUUUCGGAAAGGUGCGGAGAUUUUAAUAAAUUGAGCGCACUCUGCCGUGCGUUGCCAUGAAGUGCA